UGGAGAGACGGGGAGAUCUGGGGAGAUCUGGGGAGAUAUGGGGAGAUAUGGAUCCGCAUUCCGCAUCUAGGGGUGGCGAGUGCAUGCGCGCGCGAGGGCGAGCCGGCGCGGGCCGCCGCUGGCUAUGCGGUCGUCGUUCGUGCGGGGCGCGCGGAGCUCACGCAGUGCACCGUCCAGUCGGCGCUGUCCGGCGGCUGCUUCGUGAGCGCGGCGGCGUCUGCGGCGCUUCGCGGCUGCCACUUCGGCGCGGCGGCGAUGCACGGCGUGUUGGUGCACUCCACUGCCUCUGCACUUCCACCGCCACUGCCACAUCCACCCCCACUGCACCUCCACCGCCACUGCACCUCCACCGCCACUGCCACCUCCACCGCCACUGCACCUCCACCGCCGCUGACACUGCAGUCGCUUUGGUCUCUUGAACUCUGUCCCCACGGAGAUUCGGUGAAACUCGCGUCUCAGUCUUCAAGUGGUCUCCUCGCGCUCGGCCGCAGCUCGCUGCGCGUCGACGCGUGCGCCGUCUCGCGCAACGCAAUGGCCGGCGUCAGCGCGCGCGGCAGCGGCCGCGUGGUGGUCGCCGACAGCGCCGUCACCUCCGGGCGCGCGAGCGGAGUGCACAUCUCGGAGGACGCCUCAGCGACGGUAGAGCACUGCCGGGUGGAGGCGAACGGGCUGUGCGGCGUCGAGCUGAGCGGCAGCGCUGCGACGCUCGUCGCGCGCCGAAACGUCGUCCGCGGCAACGGAGGCGAGGCGUUCGCCCUGCCGUCGCCGCAGUGUGGUGGCUGCGUGCAGCUGGAGGGCAAUGACUUGGGGUGAGAGGUCGAGCCGCUUCGAAUUGAAAGACUUAGG
Molecule: messenger RNA, 846 nt
Organism: Emiliania huxleyi CCMP1516
Lineage: Eukaryota; Haptophyta; Isochrysidales; Noelaerhabdaceae
Exons: 4
Source: RefSeq, a predicted model, not a curated record